AUAGCAGACGAUUGAUUUCGUCCAAUGCAUGCUGGAUUAUCACACAGCACAUUUCUAGCGUUAUCCUUAACGACAAGACGUGUUAUCAACUGUGAUAUCAGUCGUGAGCAUAACUGUGAUAUUAGUCGUGAGCAUAGUUGUCAGAACCGUUGGUCAGAAUCGACUGCCAGUGAUGGCGGUGAAAGGUCUAUACAACAUAACGAGGACGUUAUGGUGGACAGUUUACGCAGUGUUGUGUUACUAUUACGCAGUCCAUGGCCACUUCUCAAGUCGCGUCAUUUCUAACGUCGCACUGAACAAGCCAACUAGCCAAUCAUCGACCUUUAACGCUUCCUCACUGGCCGUGGACGGAUUUGUCGACCCUCCAACAUGUAUGUCUACCUCAGAGACUGGCUAUCAGUGGUGGCAGGUUGACAUAGGAUCAGUCUACACGAUAACAAACGUGUCCAUUCAGACAAAUAUUGACAAAAGAUUGAGAAAUUUCACCGUAGAAUUGUCCAAAACGAACACGUCUAACGUGGGAAGCCAUCUACUGGACGCCAUUUUGUGCUACAACUACACCGAGUCACCAGUUCCCGGUGAUGACGUCAUCACUUUACCAUGCCCACGUGACACGACCGGCCGCUUUCUAAGGAUCUCCAAAAUGGUUGAGAUCCUUGACGACGCUUUGACCUUCUGUGAGGUUGUUGUUGAAGUAUCCAGGGAUGAGUGCAAUUUGGCUGACAUAGCAUUAAAUAAGCCGACCAACCAGUCGUCUGUGGGAUGGGGAGGGGUCGCAAGUCGGGUCGUGGACGGGAAUCUAAAUCCCUACUACAAUGCCCGGUCAUGUUCACACUCGAACCCAACAGACGAAAGACCGUGGUUGCAGGUGGAUUUGGGGGAUGUCUACAGCAUCAACCGUGUCUCUAUUCAAAACAGAGUAGCCGAUGGGCACGAGCUGAAAAAUUUCGUAAUAGAAACAUCAGAGACGAACGCCAAAGGGCUAAAUGGUCACCUUAAAAACAGCAAGCUGUGCUACAAUUACACUGAAGCUCACGUACCUGAUGGUGAACUGAAGACACUGCACUGUCUCCCUGACACUGUCGGUCGCUACCUCAGGAUCAUGAAGUCAUCGAGUGCCUUAAUCAUUUGUGAAGUCAUCGUAGAAGGUAAACCGGUUUCCUGUCUCGACCCUACCUGUCAUAAGAUGCCAACGAUCAGACAACGUGACGACCAAUCUCUGACAGAAAUCGUAAACGAGUUGAAAAAACUGAUGUCCGGAACCGGAAGUAGGUGCAACUUCAAGAGGAAAUGGAUCGGUGGAAAUUGGUAUUGGUCUGUGUGGUUCCCGACUUACUGAUUGGACUCCCGACAAACAUGGCACAUCAUUUCACUGUGACAGCGACAAGGAUUACACUGUGACAGUGACAAGGAUUACACUGUGACAGAGACAAGGAUUACACUGUGACAGA
This is a messenger RNA of Pecten maximus, 1451 nucleotides long. RefSeq lists its product as uncharacterized. The transcript is spliced from 6 exons. Bases 173 to 1339 code for a protein of 388 amino acids. Lineage: Eukaryota; Metazoa; Mollusca; Bivalvia; Pectinida; Pectinidae. The record is from RefSeq and is a predicted model, not a curated record.